GUGGCGCCUAUGCUUUCGUCUCAGUUUGAGGCUGGUGGUGCACUGAGAGACUCAAUCAUGCCUAAGCUGGAGACUGUUCCCUAUUGGAGACUCUCUGUGACUGUCCUGCGAGCUGAACUUCAUCACUCACAUGACUACUGGUCGGCAUCGGAUUGCUACGUGAUUCUGAAGCUGCCAACAUCUUCUGCCCGCCCCCACCGCACCAAGACAGUGGCCAACGGCAACAACCCCGAGUGGAACGAGACUUUCCACUUCCGCAUCCAUAGCCACGUCAAGAAUGUUCUAGAAAUGCAAGUGUAUGACGAAGAUCCACUCACGCCAGAUGAUCUCUGCUCUGUCAUCUUGUUUGAUAUCAGUAACCUCACCUUGGGCCAAAAGCAGACGAAAAUGUUUAAGAUCCAUGAGGAGACAAAAGAUGAACUGUGGGUUGAAUUUGAGAUGGUGGAAAGUGAUGAGGAUCCUGGGCAAUACAUGUCAAACGGAGUCCUGGUGGCAGCACCACUCUCCAUCCUGGACGUCACUGCUAAAUCUCUAGGAACUGCGAUCCAGAACCUAAUACUGAAGUUGAAGGGAGCUUAUAUGGAGGAGCAUGUUUUUUCCCCUGGCCUAGUGGACUCUUUACGCUACUACAUCAACAGAGACCUGGAGACAGAACUCUCUGUGCAGGGUGAUGAUGUUACAGUUCAUCCAAUCAGUCUCUCACAGGAUUCUUUGAGGCCAGUCUGUUCUAAGCAGGAGCUUAAAUUGCCUGUUGGAAAGGAUUCUGUUGACCUGGAACUGAACAGUGGAGAAAGCUCUGAGCAGGAGCUGGCGGUGCGUCUGGACUUUGACAUCCCAUCAGCGGAGAAGCACUUCCUGGAGAAGAGGAAGGUGGUGGUGGGUCGGGCUCUACAGAAGCUGCUGGAGCUCAGCUCUCCUCCAGACACAGAAAAGGUCCCCCUGGUGGGUGUGGUCUGCUCAGGGGGAGGGACCAGGGCGAUGGCUGCCACCCUUGGGAGUCUGAAGGGUCUCCAGACUCUGGGGAUCUUGGAUGCUGUCAGCUACAUCACCGGGGUCUCUGGGUCCACAUGGGCCAUGUCUAUCCUGUACCAGAAUGCUGAUUGGUCACAGGGCGACCUUAGCAUGAUCAUUGAGCCAGUAAAAACUGAGAUGAUUAAGAGGUACAAGAAUGUCCUGUCCACUGAGCAGCUGUCGUACUACUUCAAGGAAAUGAAACUUAAAGAGAAGGAGGGGCAUACAGCGACCUACAUUGACAUGUGGGGUCUGGCUAUUGAGCACCUCAUCUAUGGGAAGAAAUGGGAGACUACCCUCUCUGACCAGAAGAGGGCGGUAUCAGAGGGACAGAAUCCUCUGCCCAUCUACACAGCCGUGAACACAAAGACUAAAGGCAGUGUCACAGAAGCAGAGUGGUGUGAAUUUAACCCAUAUGAGGUCGGCCUUCCCAAGUAUGGUGCAUUUGUAUCCACUGAGGACUUUGGCAGUGAGUACUUCCUAGGUCAUCGGGUCAAGAGACUACCAGAGAUUCGACUGCCUUUCCUGAUAGGAAUCUGGAGCAGUGUUUUCUCCAUUAGCCUGACUGAUGUGUGGCACCAUGCCACUGGCUAUGUUCCGUCCUGGCUAGGUGGGGAUGUCACCAACACAGAGACAGAAAGCAGUUCGUCCACACUUGACACCUUCCUGAUCAAACCAGCCUCCUACAUAACACAGAGCAUCACUGGCUUCUUCACCAGCCGACCAGUCGUCAGCCAGAUUUACAACUUUAUGCGAGGCCUCUAUCUCCACUGGGACUACAACAGCAAGUCUGGUUUCACCACUGGGCAAAACACACAUCCUGACAAGUACCCAAACCAGUUGACCCCAACUGACCACACCCUGAAUCUGGUGGAUUCUGCGUUUUCCUGUAACACGGGGAUCCCCCCUGUGCUCCGAGCCCACAGACGCAUGGACCUUAUCCUGUCCCUCAACUACUCCUGGGAUGUGGAUCAAUUUGAGGUGCUGAAGAACACCCAGCAGCACUGCACCUGCCACAAGAUCCCGUUCCCUCAAGUCGAUUUCAGCCGUGUGGAGAAAGAGCCCAUGAAGGAGGUGUACGUGUUUGAGGACGAGAAUAAUCCCAAAGCUCCCAUUGUGGUUCACUUCCCCAUGGUCAACCUCACCUUCAGAGAGUUCAAAGCCCCAGGUGUCCAGCGAGAAGGUGCAGACGAACUGAAACAAGGAGACGUGGACGUCAGCACUAAAGGUUCACCGUACCAAACUACGAAACUGGCCUACCAGCCUGAGGACUUCCAGAAGCUGAUGGAUCUCACUUCCUACAACGUCCUGAACAACCGCGACAUCCUCCUGUCAGCUCUACGCAGGGCGCUACAGAGAGAAAGAGUCUGUGAAGACGAGGAUGAACACAAAGACCACUCGUGCCCCUGAACAGCUCCUUUUGUGUCUGUUAUUCAUAUAGGAAUGACAAGGGUGGGGGCGCUUUAGAACAACUGGCUAACUACAUUUUUCUGUAGCUUGGUGGUAGCGUAGCUAUUUUCUGAGGCAGAUAGCUUUUCAAUAGCUUAGCUGUUUUGACCAUGUAGUGCAGUAGCUUUUAUAGAGCUACAUUUUCCAGAGCAUUGGUUGAGCUCAUAGUAGAGCUUCCUUCUGGCCGCCCAUAAAUUAAUAAUUUAGGCUGAACAGAACAGAACUGGCAAUGAGAUCAACAGUCAUGGUGUGCUGUGUAGAGUCCUUUGUACUGUACAUACUACAACCAUUUACAAUAUGAAAGAACUGAUUCAAGGUGGUCAGAGUUAGAAUGCAUUAUGCAGCGUGCAUGGUGAUUUUCAGGGUAACAUAACGCUAGGUGGUAUCUGGUUGGUAAUACCUGUAGUCUGGCCUUAACAGUGAAACAGAGAAUGUCCUCGCCUAUUGUGGCAUUUCUGUACAUAGAGUGAAAGGCAGAAUGGUCAGCAAAGCCAACUUUCCCUUUCCCCCCCACACACCUACUGUACAUGCACACAGACACACAUGCAGGCACACACACAGAACCACACAUAUGCACAAAAACAAACACACUCAAUGCACGCACUCAUUUUCAUACACAAAGGUAGGGGACGGAGUAGGAGAUAAAGACAAAUUGUCAAGUGUCAUUUAUUUUUGUGGAGAGAAUACUGGGCGGCAGUCAUGUUUUGUACCGCUAUGCGGUACAUUUAGUUUUCAUAUAAUGAUUGUUUUGGUUUCAAUAUUAUUCUUAUAUCAAUGUAUGUAGGCCUACCUAGACACAACGAUUUACUUUUUUAAAGAGGAACAAUGCAGGAUUGGCGAUUUCAUCUCUGGUUUCGGGUUCGUUUUUCGUUUUCGCUCGUUUUAUGCUUGCAUAUUUCUCUGCAGAGCUUCCCCGACAGCUUUAGCGUGUAUAUUUAUACAUAUAUAGGCUAUAUAUAAAUAUAUAAAUUGCAAGCGUGGUUCUUCUUGUUCCUUACGCGUCUCUGACUUCCAGAUGUAAACAGCAGACGAUCGUUCAUCAUAAAGUUGCAAGGUUGUAAUAGCGGAUAGGGACAUUAGGGGCGGGAGGAAAUGUGACUGUUUUCGAUAAAACUGGUCAGUCAAGCAACACAACGAUUUCUAAGCGAUUUUACGACUAUGAAAAAGUUGCAUAGGGUCUCUUUAAGACUGAAGAUUUGCAUAUACCUUGUAUUCUUCUAAUCAACAUUUAGGCUAUGGUGUAAGAGAGGUUAGCUAAGGUGUACAUCGCCAUUAUAAUGUCAACCUAGCAACCACCAUAGCAACUAACAUGAUUACCCUAACAACCAGCAUAGCAACCAUAUUAAUUACCCUAGCCACCACCUACUGUAGCAACCAUCUUAAGUACCUUAGCAACAACCUAGCAACCACCAUAGCAACUUACAUGAUUACCCUAGCAACCAGCAUAGCAACCAUCAUAUGUAUCCUCGCAACAACAUUAUAACUAUCUCUACUCUGUAUGAUAUUUUACAUCAUACAUUUGCAAAUGCAUUAACAUUCUAGUUAUUUCUGUUCUGGUGGCCAUAUUGUGUAACUGUGCAGACUACACAUUUUUAGCUCGAUUUUGCCACGAUAGUGUCGUGGUCGACAAUUUUCCAGUGUCGUGUCCGAAUAUGAAAAGUCGGGAACGGCGUCUGAAGGAGGAAGCUUCUUGUAAUGUGACAUAUUCAACGACCCAUGAUUUAUCGCCUGCGACAUUUCAUGACGUUACAACCAAAAGUCUAGCAUGUCAGACUUUUGGGGGAAUCUUCUACGACCCCCAUGUUGACACUGACACUGUGAUGACACACGAUGAGAAGGCUACGAUAGAUCUUGUAAUGUGGCCAGUCUUACGGCCAAGACACGGCAAGAUUUUGUGGUUCUCUGACAUGGUUAAUCGUAAAAGAUCACCGUGGAAGACAAUAAAGUUUGUAGUCUGCACAGGCCAUAAGAGGCUACAUGUUUAACAGAUUGUUAAGCCAAGUAAUGUAAUGAAUAUUCUUUAUAUUUUGUGUUGAAACCAUACAGUCAACAAUUGAGAAAUUAAACCCUUUAAACCCUUGAA
Messenger RNA from Sardina pilchardus (European sardine), 4543 nucleotides. Its product is annotated as cytosolic phospholipase A2 zeta-like. The record is from RefSeq and is a predicted model, not a curated record. Gene Ontology annotation, molecular function: calcium ion binding; calcium-dependent phospholipid binding. Gene Ontology annotation, cellular component: cytosol. NCBI's taxonomy places the organism in Eukaryota, Metazoa, Chordata, Actinopteri, Clupeiformes, Clupeidae. Gene Ontology annotation, biological process: glycerophospholipid catabolic process. The transcript is spliced from 20 exons. Bases 10 to 2421 code for a protein of 803 amino acids.